UCAAAGUUUAAGGUUAUGUUUAUGUUUUAUUUAUAAUGGAGGACGAAGUAAUAAAUUUUUCUUGUUAAACUGCAUUUCACAUGAAAAAAUAGCAGAAUAGUGAUUGAAAUCGAAUACGAUAUUAGUUCGAAACGAAUACAGUAUCAUAUUGUGCAAAAAAGUUAGAAAAAGGCAGAAAAAGUAUUCGAACUAUCAUUGGCCGCUGUAUAUUGAUUGAGUAUGUGUUUUUAGGGAUGUAGGAAGGCUAUGCUAUUUUUUGAUAUGUAUGCCAAAGGAAAGGGAUCAACUGUGCCGUCAGAUGCUCAAGCAAGAGAAAAGUUGGCAUUAUAUGUAUAUGAAUAUCUACUUCAUGUAGGUGCACAGAAAGCAGCCCAAACAUUUCUCUCAGAAAUAAGGUGGGAGAAGAAUAUCACUUUAGGCGAACCCCCAGGAUUCCUGCAUUCGUGGUGGUGUGUCUUCUGGGAUUUAUACUGUGCCGCUCCUGAGAGAAGGGACACAUGUGAGCAUUCAUCAGAAGCAAAAGCGUUCCACGAUUAUGGUUUUGUUAACUCCGGUUUCGGAGUUAAUGGAAUGGGACACAAUGCAGGACCGGCUCCUAGUCCUUUAGGUCAGAUGCCUCCCUCUGACGGUAUGCCAGGUGGGCCUCUACCUCCUGGUUUCUUCCCAAAUGCUGGUAUGCGUCCGUCACCCCCCACACAUCCAGCUGGUCAACCAUCUCCCCAUUCCCAACCUCCCACCCCUCAUUCCCAGCUAAUGGGUUCUCAACCUUUCAUGGGUCCCAGAUAUCCUGGAGGUCCCAGACCAGGUGUCAGGAUGCCCAUGGGUAGCGAUUUCAAUGGGCCCGGUGGCCAACCCAUGAUGCCUAACAAUAUGGACCCUUCCAGACAAGGACCUCCUGGAAUGAACCCAAUGAACAGGAUGAACCCUCCCCGUGGACCUUCAUUGGGUCCGAUGGGUCCAGGGGGAUAUGGCCCAGGUAUAAGAGGCCCCCCUCCAAACAGUAACAUGGGAGGAGGACCGAUGCCUCCUAUGUCUAUGACGGGACCUGGAGGUCCUCCCCAAUGGCAACCUAACACUUCAACGCCUAUGAACUACUCCACAUCCUCACCAGGCAAUUAUGGAGGUCCACCAGGAUCAGCGGGACCUCCGGGACCUGGUACCCCAAUCAUGCCCAGUCCUCAGGAUUCUUCCAAUUCAGGGGGUGAAAAUAUGUACACCAUGAUGAAACCAGCUGUUGGAAACAACAUGCCUGGAGAAUUUCCUAUGGGUGGCGGUCCUGAUUCAGGUCCCAUGGGGCCUAUGGGUCCCAAUUCGAUGGGUCCGGUGAUGAACAGUGAUGGAAUGGAAGGUAUGAAGAAUUCACCAGCUAAUGGACCAGGAACCCCAAGGGAAGAUGGUGGAGGGGGCAUGGGUGACUAUAAUUUAGGAGGAUUCGGAGGUCCUGGAGAGAACGAUCACAGGGAAUCGGCUGCUAUCUUGAAAAUUAAGGAGAGUAUGCAGGAAGAGGCAAAAAGAUUUGAGAAGGACUCUGAUCAUCCCGAGUACUUUAUGCAAUAAUUUCCUUGACUUUUGGUCUUUUAGUUUCUGUCAAAAUUUUUGACUGCACUUUAUGUUUUUAUAAGUAAACUGUCCCAGUUUUGUACUUAAAUCCCUGUACAUAUCUUCAGCUAAGAAGAUGAUGAAAUAACUUUUUGUUGACUUAUAUAUUUUUCCAUGAAAUUUUUAACUAUUGUUCAAAGAUUUCUUAUUAGUACCUUUCAAAAAUUUUACUGAAUUAUUGCAUAUAUUAGAAGGCAAAGCUGCCUUUUACUACUGAAUUUUGAGAUAGAAAAAGUUUCUUGGGUGACUUUAUGACUCCAGUUCUGUAAUGUGUUUCUAAUGUUAAACUUACAUGUGUCUUUUGGAGGGGCAGGUUAUAACUGGUGUAGGGUUAUAACUGUUGAGUAGUUGCAUUAUCCUGGUAGACUCUAUUUUCUAAUCUGCCCUAUCCUUAUGUUGUUUAAUUUCUGUGAGUGUACAUGCAAUAGAUACUAAGUAUAAAAGGAAUACCUUUGAAUUAUUUAUUUAAGAUUAAUCUACUUUCUUGUAAAAAAUGUGGAAUAUUUAUAAUUGUAUUUUAGCUGAAAAAAUUAUUGACCCUUUGAUUUGAAAUCAAAUAUAGUUGGUCCACAUCACGAUUCUUUCUUGAGAUUUUACAGUUUUUCAACUGAAUAAAGAAUUUCAUAAUCAA
Messenger RNA from Harmonia axyridis, 2230 nucleotides. Its product is annotated as single-stranded DNA-binding protein 3-like. Gene Ontology annotation, molecular function: single-stranded DNA binding; protein binding. Gene Ontology annotation, cellular component: nucleus. The transcript has 2 exons. NCBI's taxonomy places the organism in Eukaryota, Metazoa, Arthropoda, Insecta, Coleoptera, Coccinellidae. Gene Ontology annotation, biological process: positive regulation of transcription by RNA polymerase II. The record is from RefSeq and is a predicted model, not a curated record. The coding region runs from base 247 to 1557 and encodes 436 amino acids.